Molecule: messenger RNA, 1041 nt
Organism: Suhomyces tanzawaensis NRRL Y-17324
Lineage: Eukaryota; Fungi; Ascomycota; Pichiomycetes; Serinales; Debaryomycetaceae
Gene: EFH1
Product: KilA-N domain-containing transcriptional regulator EFH1
Exons: 1
Coding region: 103-1041 (312 amino acids)
Biological process (GO): positive regulation of transcription by RNA polymerase II
Cellular component (GO): nucleus
Molecular function (GO): sequence-specific DNA binding; DNA-binding transcription factor activity
Source: RefSeq, a predicted model, not a curated record
CGGAGUUGCGCAGUACAGGUGUUCUAGGACUGUUCGUAUAUCGCUAAACAUCUCAUAUAAGAACAUAGGAAUAAUAUUUGUGUCUUCAGAAUAUUUCAAAGUAUGCCUACCCCAAGUCAACAAAACUACCUCACGAAAGAGCUAGUCGCAAAUUCCAUGGAUGUAUUGGAUCCGUCGAAUCAGAGUAACCCUGAUAUUUGUAAUCAUGGGGAAUUUGGCCAUAUUGCAGCAUCCAGUUCAUCUUUUCAGGCCCGUCAAAAACUAUACUCAAUGAAUGAUCAUUUGCAAAUCUAUCAAAGCACUCCAGUCGUGUUCCCUUCUAAUGCUUCACCAACAGUAAGAUCUUCCCAAACCUUGAAUUCCUUGAAUGUAAAAACUUCUCAAAAUCAACAAUUAUCGGCAAAAACUACGAACUAUCUAACUGAAGCACCUACCCCAAAUAACAUGAACAAUACAGGAUUGCAGGCAAAAGUAUUGCAAAAUCAAUAUGUUGAUUUUCAAGGAUAUGACCCCCACAUUUUUGCUGAAAUUGCCAAUUCAAAUGAAACGGGGAAUCAAGUUCAAUCAAAAAUAUCAGCACCUCGGAAAAUGUCAUCCACAUCAGAAAACAGAAAUUCAUCUACAAAAUCAAAGUCUGGGAACUAUCCUGAACCAAUCAAGCCAAAAAUUGCAACAACGUUUUGGGAAGACGAGAAAACAAUGUGUUACCAAGUCAGAGCUAGAGGAAUAAUGGUUUCACGGAGAGAUGAUAAUGGAUAUGUUAAUGGAACUAAAUUGUUAAACGUGAUAGGAAUGACUAGAGGGAAAAGGGAUGGGAUGCUAAAAGGAGAAAAGGUUAGAAAAGUGGUUAAAUUUGGCUCAAUGAACUUAAAAGGAGUGUGGAUACCUCUCGACAGAGCAUAUGAAAUUGCUAGAAAUGAAGGAAUCGAUUCAGAAUUGUAUCCCUUAUUUGUCAAAGACUUGAAAGAGUAUUAUGAUUCAGUAGGUCAUAAACUCAAGGACCUGGGUCAUAAUGGAGAGUUAUCUUCAAAAUUAUUAUGA